AAUCGAAAGGAUCUUUUGACAACCAAGCUCUUCCGGAAAAUCCAUGAUGGCAUGACAACUGGUAGGAAUCGGAAGUACAAUGUAGCAGGGGGCUUGGAGUAAUAAGGAGGUUAUCCGGAAGCGGUUGCAAAUGCAGAUCGAUACUCCCGCCAUGGGUACAUGAAGAGUGAUGUUGCGCUGGAUUCUCAUCACUUGCAAAUACAGAAGAUCAUAGUUUUCCAUUGAUUGGACUGCUUGGUUCCUUCAAGAAAGAGAGUUGUCGUGUCAACUUCACAUUGCCUUGUCCUAACCGGUAGCAGCUGAAAGAAGAUUUGUAUCCAACAUCACGAUGAAGAAGGUAUCCUCUUCCGUGCUAUGUGUUCUUCUUGUACUUGGCAGUAUGGUACAAGCAUCAGUCUCCUUGAAAGCAAAGUCUGAGUAUUUGGUCAAGGGAUUGGGAGACGUCACUCCUGCCUACAACGAGUUUGAUGGAGAAAUGUAUGCUGGCAUGAUACCCAUUCACAAUGACACUGACAAGAAUACGAAUCAACGAGAGGGUGAAAUCAUGUUUUGGCUGUUUGCUCCUCGCAAGCCUCUCGUCCCCAACACUCUUGUGAAGUGGCUCAAUGGAGGGCCGGGAUGUUCUUCCUUUCAAUGUGGAAACCUCUUUGAAACGGGGCCUGUAACGGUACCUCUAAACCCGGCCGGUUGGUGUUGUGCCACAGAGGACGAACCACUUCAAGUCAAUGAAUAUGCCUGGACCUCCCGGACGUACAUGCUCUUUGUCGAGCAACCCGUUGGUGUCGGCUUUUCCUGGGGACCCAUGCCCCAAACUGAAGACGACGUCGCCGACGAUAUGGUCGGAUGGUUGCACAAUUUCUUUACCAUCUUUGAAGAACUACAGACGUUCGACUUUUACAUUGUUGGAGAAAGCUAUGCCGGCAUGUAUGCACCCGCCAUUGCGCGAGGGAUCCAUCACGCCAAUCGUCGAAAUGAUAAUGUUGAAAACGACCACGGCAGAACCAUCAAUCUAAAAGGUAUUGGGCUUGGCAAUGGCUGGAUUGAUGUCGAAAUUCAAGGUUCUGCCGUCAUCCAUUAUGCAUGGUGGCAUGGAAUGAUUGACCAGCGGCAGCGGGAUGCAUUCAUGCAGGAGUGGAAUACUUGCUUGUACAGUUCGCCUGUCAAUCCUCAACACAAAGAGGAAGACAACCACCUGAUCGACAAGCCAUACCACGCAUUCACGACACCCGAAGAGUGCGGUAUUGAAGCUGCUAUUCUCAAAGCUGCCGGGCAGGACAUCUGGAAGGGCAAAUUAGAACCCAACACUUAUGAUGUCACAACCUGGGAUGCAUAUCCAGUCAUUCAGGGAGCCAACACAACAACCUUUCAGCAAUUCUACAACAAUCCGGCCGUUCAAAAAGCCCUCAAUGCUCCUGUAGGUGUCUUUUGGGAGGGAUGCGUUCCAGGGGCGGGAAGGCGAAGACGCUUGGAGCACAUCGGGCGACGACGACGUUUGCAAGGCGAACCUGGAAGCAUCAUGUUGGACAAUGAUCGCCCUCUGUCCGUAUUGCCUUAUAUAGCAGAAUUAUUGGAUGAUACUGACAUUCGUGUCUUGGUGUACAAUGCUGAUAUGGAUAUGAGUGUGUGUGCACAAGGAUCGGAGAAUUCCCUGACCGCCAUGCAGUGGAGUGGUGCCGAGGACUGGGCCACACAGGAACGAGGAUUGUGGACGACCGACACGCAGGUGGACAAGGUAGCGGGAUAUGCCAAAGAAGUCAAGGGACUGACCUUUGUGGUGGUUAGAAACAGUGGGCACAUGGUACCAUACAAUCAACCUUUGAAUGGGUUGGACUUGCUGACGAGGUUCCUUCGAAAUGAAUCUUUUGUCGACCAUGCGUUGCCCUUCUACACGGCGGAUGAACUUUUAGCUGCAGAAACGAAAACAAAAUCCGCAAGAGAAUCUUUUGUCACAUGGCGAGACAUCCUGGUGUAUGCCGUCCUCUUGGUGGCUGGUUUUGGGGUUGGCUAUCUUGCGUCAAACCAGUCUCGUCGGGACGGGUAUGAAUCGGUAAAGCAUUGAAGUCCAUUCCCACACGGCACUUGACGCCGAUCACAUCAAACCUCAUCAAUUACAUGUAGUAGAUCUUCAUGACUUGCAUCUGCAUACAAAGAUAGUAAAAACUACAAUGUACUCGUUUAUCCUU
Molecule: messenger RNA, 2183 nt
Organism: Seminavis robusta
Lineage: Eukaryota; Bacillariophyta; Bacillariophyceae; Naviculales; Naviculaceae
Source: the annotation of a GenBank genome assembly